Messenger RNA from Rhinichthys klamathensis goyatoka, 2574 nucleotides. RefSeq names its product solute carrier family 52, riboflavin transporter, member 2-like. Gene Ontology annotation, biological process: riboflavin transport. Bases 233 to 1549 code for a protein of 438 amino acids. Gene Ontology annotation, cellular component: plasma membrane. Gene Ontology annotation, molecular function: riboflavin transmembrane transporter activity. The transcript is spliced from 5 exons. NCBI's taxonomy places the organism in Eukaryota, Metazoa, Chordata, Actinopteri, Cypriniformes, Leuciscidae. The record is from RefSeq and is a predicted model, not a curated record.
UCUGAAUAAUCUUUGGUUUGACUGUAUAUUGUUUUAACACAUUUGUUUUAAACAGUUUUUUUUCAUAUUUUAAAAUUAAAAUACUAAAUAUAUAUUUUAUAUCUCAUUGCAAGUGAAUACGGAGUUUAAGUGAACACUGAUAAUCACAAGAAUUAUCAGUUCAUUCAUAUUCACCAGAUAUAGGAAACGUGCAAUUUUCUAACUUACCCGUGCCCUUUUCCUAGACGUAUAAAUGGCAGAUACAUGGUGGAAUCAUGCCAUCGUUACACACAUUUUGGUGGCCCUGUUUGGAAUGGGCUCAUGGAUCUCUGUGAACUCAUUAUGGGUUGAACUGCCGGUUGUUGUAGGUGUUCUACCUGAAGGGUGGAACUUACCAGCCUAUAUUUCAGUGCUGAUUGCAUUUGGGAAUUUGGGUCCAGUGGCUGUCACUUUAACCCACCACUUUGCUCCAGGACAGCUAAAUGAACGUGUGGUCAUUCACAUCAUACAAGUGCUAGCGGUGGUUGCAGCUGCAUUUCUUGCUCUCUUUUGGUCCCAGGUGGUCACGGUCGCUGGAGAGCCUAGGUCUGUCCCAUUCCUGCUGCUUACUUUUAUACUGUCAUUUGUCUGCUGCACUUCCAAUGUCACCUUCUUACCCUUCAUGUUCCGUUACCCCUCGCAAUACAUCCGGACGUUCUUCGUCGGACAGGGUCUUAGCGCACUCUUUCCCUGUGUAGUUGCUUUGGGGCAGGGUGUAGGGAAACUAGAGUGCGUUAAUACGGCCAAUGGCACAAAACCCCAUUAUCUCAAAGAAAACUUCCCUGCCCAAAACUUCUUCUGGUUCUUGUCCGUGAUGCUGGCGUUUUCGGCCCUCUGUUUUGUGGCUCUGACGUACAGAGUGGUGUCCCAGACUGCAGCAGAGGAAGUCCCGAAGAAUGAGCAGGAAACAGUGAAAACGGAAGAAGAGGCACACCCUUUACAAAAUGGAAGUUCGCCUGUUUCUGAGGAACAAGUUGAAGUUGAAAAACAGGCACCUGUUGUGGCCUUCUGGACGUCACGCAAUGUCUAUCUGCUCCUGUUGUUAGGAAUAUCCAAUGCUCUGACCAACGGCGUGCUGCCGUCAGUACAGAGUUUCUCCUGUCUGCCUUAUGGCACCAUGACCUAUCACCUCUCUGUCGUCUUGGGCAACAUUGCAAACCCUCUGGCCUGCUUUGUGGCUAUGUUUGUCCUACUUAGGUCCAGUGUUGGUCUUGGUAUGAUGUCACUAGGAGGCGGUAUUUUUGCAGCCUAUCUCAUGGCCUUGGCAGCACUUAGCCCCUGCCCACCACUUUUAGGAAGUCAGUCUGGAGUCGCUUUAGUGAUCAUAUCCUGGAUCAUCUUCACUGGCCUGUUCUCUUACCUGAAGGUGAUAGUUGGGACUCUGCUUCAUGAAGCAGGACAUGCAGCUCUUCUCUGGUGUGGAGUCUUCAUCCAGGCUGGCUCUUUUAUCGGAGCCUUUACAAUGUUCCCUUUAGUCAGUGUGUACCAGGUCUUUCAGCGAGCCCAGGACUGCAUCGAUGAAUGCAGUUAAUAAUUCAACGCUUGAGUUUACAUUCACGCCAUGCCUUUAUAUAGCAGGUAUCUCUUCACGUGGGAAUCUACGAUGAAUGGAGAUGGUAAAGCUGAUGCCUUCACAGGACAUUUCAAGUUAAUGUCAAUGCAAACUGAGCUGCUCUUGAUCACAUAGCAAAUCUUUGUGUUACCUGAUGGCACAUUGAGAAUGUGAAGAAUAUGUGGUUGAUACAGUUGAUACACUUUGAAUGUGUGUGUGAACACCUUGAACACCUUAAUCUAGAUGAAUUUGUGGUUGGAAAUCAGAGCAGGCCUGAUUUUAUAAUAGAAUAUCAGCAUGUCAGCAAAUGUUUAGCCCAGAAAUCAAAGUCAGCGAUCUUUUGCUACAAUGUACACUAUGCCCAUGAGUAGACUUAUUCAAUGUUUAAUCCGUGUAGCAUUAUACACAGCAUUUGUUUAUUAGCAAGCUGAUUAUUGUUAAUGAAUGCAAAUCAGGUAAAAAAAUUUUCAAUGACUCUAAGAUUAAACUGUUUUGUUGAGCACAAGCAAAAAAUGUGCAUUGCCACAUUCCAUGUUAAUGGCUUCUUACAUUUGGAUUUAGAUCAAUAGACACACUUGUCUCUCUGCUGAAUAUCUAGUUUUGUUUAUCUGUAAAAAUUUUAAUGUACACAAGUCUAAGUCGACAACAUGUCAAACCUGUAAUAUCUGCCAUGUGUGAUGCUGCCAUGUUUUACCUUUUUGAUUUUAGAUGUGAGGCCAGUAUUUUAAUUAUGAUUAAUCUCAUGAAUUCUCCAGCUGCUGUUAUCACUUAUUUUAUGUAUUAUUAUUUUUUAAAUAAUAAUUCAGAUGCAUUCCUGACAUCUCUAAUGAAAGCCUUUAUUUAAAACCUGUUGUAUUAACAUUGCAUAGUAGUAUUAUCAUGCGGUGGAAACUUUGAAUAGGCUAUACCAAUAUAAAGAAUUUCCCCUCAGGUCUUCAAUGACAUUGGUGCUGAAUGGGCUGAAAAUAUUAUGACAUUAUAGAACUAUCAUAUGCUAUUUUUUU